GACGCAGUUGCUGUGGCAGUUUCUUUUGUAAACCUCGGCCUAUCGUCACCUCGCGAUAGAUUUCUUAUUUUUUUAUUUUAGUCGUUCCUUUCUCCCCCCCCCCUGUUGUGGGUAAAGAGUGAGCCAUGGCGGAGGACGUGUGCGAGGAGUACAAGUCGUCGCUGGAAGACUUGACCUUUAACAGCAAGCCGCAUAUCAACAUGCUGACCAUCCUGGCGGAGGAGAAUCUCCCUUUCGCGUCGCAAAUCGUCAAGAUUAUUGAAGCGCAAAUAGCCAAGGCACCAGCAGGGGAGCGCCUUCCCGUGCUCUACCUCAUGGACUCCAUCAUCAAGAACGUGGCCCAGGAUUACCUUGCGUUCUUUUCGCACAACAUUGUGACGACGUUUACUUGCACUUUUGAAAAGGUGGAUGAGAACACGCGCAAGAACAUGUUCAAACUUCGCUCCACGUGGGACCAAAUCUUACCGCCGAAGAAGCUCCACAGCUUAGACGUGCACGUCAACAAGAUAGACCCGGCGUGGCCCAUACGGCCUCCGCCCGCCUCCGCUAACACCGGCAGCAUUCACGUCAACCCCAAGUUCGUAACCAAGCUGCCUGAGGAGCCGAACCCUCCGGAGGCGGCCGAGGUGAUGAGGCAGCAGCUGCUGGCGAAGCAGAAGCAGCUGCUGGAGCUGCAGCAGAAAAAGUUGGAGCUGGAGCUCGAGCAGACGAAGGCCAAGCUGGAGGCAUCUUUGUCUGGGAACAUCCCCGGAGCACCCAGGCCCCUGGUUGGCCACCGUCCCCCCUCCGUGCCCGUCCAGGAGAUCAAGCCGCAGCCGGCGGCGCCGCUCUCUCACUCGCAGCUUACCACGAGCGCCGGGGGAGUUCCGGCGGCGCGGCACGGCACGGCCACCGUGAUGGUUCACCCGGGGCGCGACCCGCGUACCAACCGCGACCCCCGCAUGAACCGAGACCCCCGGCUGCAGAUGACGCAGCAGCAUCACGAGCAGCAGCAGCUGGCGUUGAUGGAGGAUCAAGUCAGUGAUGCGAAGGAGACGUCGCCGGUGCCCGCUGCGCCGUCGCGCUCCUCGCCCUGCCGGGCGACGCCGAGCCCCGCCCCCCGGGCCGAGGGCGGCAGCCCCCCCGAGGUGGCGGCGGCGCCGGCGCGACCGGCCGCCGGAGCGCGCUCGUCCCCCGCAUCGAAGCCGGUCGACAAACGGCACGAGGCGCCGGCGAAGGCGGCGGGCAAGCGGAGCGACGGAAAGGAUCCGCCGUUCGGCGGCGAGCGGAAGAAGGAACCCUCGUCGGGCGGAGACCGGAAGAAAGGGGGCGACGCUCCCGACCCCAAGAAGAUGGGCGACGCGUCCGGCAAGGACGGGCGCAAGGCCCCGCGCGAUUCGGCGCGAGCGUCCGCCAAGCCGCGCGACCGCUCCCCCCCGCCCCGGCGGUCGUCCCCGUCGUCGCGCAGGAGGGGUCGGCGCUCGCCGCCCGCCUGGGCGCCGGGGAGCGGCCGCAGGAAGACGAGCUCCCCCCUUCCCGCGUCGCACGGCGGCGGCGCGCGCCACAAAAGCCCCACGCCUCCCCCGGCCGGGCCGGCGGUCGCGGCGGGUGCGGCGGCGGCGACGUCGGCCGCGGCGACGGCUCUGCCGCGGGCGACGGACAAGCGGCGCGCCAGCCAGUCCCCCGCCAAGGCGGCCGACUGGCCGACCAAGCGGAGGAAUUUGGACUCUCCGCUCAGGGCCACGGGGAGCGACGCCGGCGCCGGGGGGAGCGGGCGGCGCAAGGGAGGCAGCCCCGGAGCGCCGUCGCGUAGCCGUGCGAGGGAGCGGGGGGAGCGCGGCGAGAGGGAGCGCGGCGAGGGCGUCCGUGGGAGCCGCUCGCCGAUGACGGAGGGGCGGUUGCCGACGAAGAGGCGGAGGAGCCAGUCCCCCAGGUCUCCGCGAGGCCCGGCGGCCGCCGCCGCCCCCAGCGGCGCCGGCUCGAAGAAGACGACUCCCGAGAGAGUGCCGCUGCAGGCCAACCUGCCGGCGCGGGGACCGCACGGCAAGGCCGGGUGGGCGCCCGCUGCGAGGGGGGCCGGCUGCGCCCCCCACCCACGGCACGGCCCCGAAUGGCGACGCAACAACAAACGCGGUAGUGGUGGUGGUGGCGGCGGUGGUGGCGUUGUCGCCGGCGGUGGCGGUGGGGGGGCCCGGGACAAGCCCCCCGAGGUGGAGAAGGAGCCGGAGUACCUGGGCUCGCCCCAGUUCUCGCCCGAGCCCCCCCCCUCCGAACCCGACACUCCCAACGCCGGCGAGGCCCCCCACCUGCACAAGCGCUUCCGCCGCUCUGCCUGGGAGCAGUUCAAGGGGAUCCGCACCGGCCAGGAGAACCAACCGCAGCAGCAGCAGCGGAGGGACUCUUGGGGCGCGGGGGUCAGCGUCCACCGCCGCUUCCCGUUCCCCCGCACGCCCACGCAGCACCACCCUCGGCCCAGCACCGACCCCGAGCUGCACAUCCCCAAGGAGAUCACGCAGGCCAACAAGCACGAGCUGUUGCGCAAGGCCGAUAUGCAGCGCGAGUCCGGCCUCAUCACCAACGAGCAGCACAUGCAGAUGGUGCACCAGCUGAACCAGCUGUUCAAGCUGCGGCCUCGCGGCGACUCGGGCCCGCGGCCCCUCCUGUCCGAGGCCGACAUGGCCUACUACCAGCACAAGGCGAGCCUCAAGCAGCAGGGCAAGCGGCCGCCCGGCGUGCACCCGAUGGCGCCGCACGGGGAGCAGCAGCCCUGCGACGGCCCGCGGUCGUUGCAGACCCCUCCACCGCCGCUCCGCUCCCUCGCCGACGGGCCUUGGCACGGCCCGCACGCGGCCGAGUCCAGCGCCUUCGACAAGCGGCCCGGCAAGCAGCCGGUGCCGCUGCCCGCCAGCCCCGGUGGCGUCUCCCGCAAGCCCCUGCUGAUGACUCCGACGCUGGGGCGGAGGCCUCCGCUGCUGGGACCAUCGCCGAACCUGCGGAGGGGGGGACCCCAGCCGCCUCCGCCGCCCCCCGUUCCCGUUGCCGCGACCGCCGCCGCCGCUCCUGCGGCCGCCACCGCCGUGGCCGGCGGCGCGUCGACGGCCGUGGCCGCGGCUGCCGCUGGCGCGGACGAAGCCGCGGUGAAGAGGGAGGACGAGGAGCGAGGGCCGGCCGACGAAGGCAGCAGGGCGCGCCGGGAGCGAGUGGAGCUGCCCAGGGAGGGCAGCGCCGGUCCCCAGGGUCCCGAGCCUCCGCGUGUGAGGGGGGGGCAGCGUGGCGAGUGGGGUGGGGGGCCCAGGAGAGUGGGAACCCCCCCCGAGCACUGGGUUCCUCCGCGGGAGGUUGGGGAGCGCAGAGGCAAGUUUGAGAAGCUUCCCGGCCCCGGCGUGGAGGAACUGCGGGCACGGCGCUCGCGCGACCCCUCGCCAGCGGUGGACGCCCCCUACGCCUCUCCGCACGGCCGCCCCUUCGACGGCGCCGACGGGUUCGGCCAACGUGGCGGGGCCGGCGGCGGCGGCUUCAACAACAACAGCAGCAGCAACAACAAAGACAACGACCCCCCCGGGUGGUGGCGCGACGAACCGCGCAGCCCUCAGCGCGACGACGAACUCCCUCCACGCCGCUUUGACGGGCCCCCUCACCCGCCCGGCCGGCCCGACGGUCCCGUCGACAGAUUUUCCGACGGGCCCCCGGAGAGGUUCGCCGACGGCCCCCCCCUCGGCAGGUUCCCCGAUAGGCCCGGCUCGAGGUUCGACGGACCCCAGGGGCCCGUGUUCGACGGGGGCCAGAGGUUCGACGGGCCCGCCUUGGAUGGGCCAAACUUUGACGGGCCGCAAGGGUCCCGGUUUGACGGGCCGCAGGGAGGACCGAGAUUCGAUGGGCCACAGGGCGGACACAGAUUCGACGGGCCGCAGGGCGGACACAGAUUCGACGGGCCGCAGGGCGGACACAGAUUCGAUGGGCCGCAGGGAGGACCCAGAUUCGAUGGGCCGCAAGGACCCAGAUUUGACGGCCCACAGGGUCCCAGAUUUGAUGGCCCACAGGGUCCCAGAUUUGACGGCCCACAGGGUCCCAGGUUCGACGGCCCACAGGGUCCCAGGUUCGACGGCCCACAGGGUCCCAGGUUCGACGGCCCACAGGGUCCCAGGUUCGACGGCCCCCAGGGUCCCAGGUUCGAAGGCCCACAGGGUCCCAGGUUCGAAGGCCCCCAGGGUCCCAGAUUUGACGGCCCCCAGGGCAUGCGAUUCGACGGACCCCAGGGCCCCAGGUUCGAUGGGCCUCAGGGUGUGCGUUUCGACGGCCCACAGGGUCCCAGGUUCGACGGCCCGCAGGGCAUGCGAUUCGACGGACCCCAGGGCCCCAGGUUCGAUGGGCCUCAGGGCGUGCGUUUCGAGGGACCCCAGGGCAUGCGAUUCGACGGACCCCAGGGUCCCAGGUUCGACGGCCCGCAGGGCAUGCGUUUUGAGGGACCCCAGGGCAUGCGAUUCGACGGCCCGCAGGGCAUGCGUUUCGAGGGACCCCAGGGCCCCAGGUUCGACGGGCCCCAGGGUGUGCGGUUUGACGGGCCGCAAGUGCCCCGAUUUGAAGGGCCGCAGGGCGUCCGAUUCGAAGGGCACCGCUUCGAGGGGCCUCGCAUGCUGCACUUUGAGGGGCCGCAGUCUCAUCCGGGGCCACGAUUCGAUGGGCCUUCGGUUCCUCGGUUCGACGGCCCGGGCGGCGCCGGGGCUCAGUUUGGCGGGCAGCAGCAGCAGCAGCAGCGUCAACAACAGGCCGCGUUUGAGGGGCCGCACGGGGGGCAGCGCUUUGACGGCGGGCCGCAGUUCGUGACGCAGCAGCCGGGCCACCAGACGGGCCCCUUUGGAUUCCCGCCGGGUUCCCACCUCCAGGGAAUGGCGAUGGGGCCCAACGACCACCACAUGGGCAACCUCGGCAUGGGCAUUCCUCAGCACGGCCAGCAGCUCAUGGGCAUGGGACCCCGGCCGCACUUUGGCCCUGGGGCGGGCCAGCCGUUCAUGCCGGCCUCCCAGGUGCAGGUGGCCAUGAUGUCCCAGGCCCUGCAGCACGGCGCCAUGAUCCGCGGGCCCAUGCAGCAGCAGCACCAGCAGCAGCUCAUGCAGCACCAGCAUCGCAUGUCGAUGGGGCUGAUGGGAUCGGACAACCACAUCGGCCAGGUGGACGUGAACUCGCUGUUCUCGAAGCUCGUGGCCUCGGGAAUCCUGCAAGUCCAGACGACGACGACCCCCGGCACCGCCGACGACGCUCGCAACGAGAGCAACGCUCGGGUGACGGAGGGGGCGGCCAAGAAAGCAGAGGAGGCCUCGAAAGAGGAUGAGGAGGUGGACGAGGAGGAGGAGGAGGACGACGAUGUCGACAUGCCGGACCUCUCCGGCUUCGCCAUCGAAGACCUCAAACAGCGCUACGACGGGGUGGUGCAGCGCCUUUACUCGGGCAUCCAGUGCUACUCGUGCGGCAUGCGCUUCACGGCGCGCCAGACGGACGUCUACGCCGACCACCUCGACUGGCACUACCGCAUGAACCGCAUGGACAAGGACCUGAGCAAGAAGGUCACCCACCGCCGCUGGUACUACUCGCUCGUGGACUGGAUCGAGUUUGAGGAGAUCGCCGAUCUGGAGGAGCGGGCCAAGAGCCAGUUCUUCGAGCAGGUGCAGGAGGAGGUGGUCCUCAAGACGCAGGAGGCCACGCGAGAGAAGGAGUUCCUGAGCGUGCCCGCCGGGCCCGCCGGCGUCGAAGAGCUGUGCGAGAUCUGCCGUGAGCAGUUUGAGCAGUACUGGGACGAGGACGAGGAGGAGUGGCACCUGAAGAACGCCGUCAGGGUGGACAGCCGGACGUUCCACCCGACGUGCUACGAAGACCACAAGGAUUCGUCAUUUGACCUCACUCCGACUCCCACGACCUCCAUGCAGGAGAACCCGCUCGAGUGCGCACUGAGCGACGCUCGCGAACCCGGCGUUGUUGACAACGAUGGCGCCGCCGACGCCGUCCAUUCGGCGUCGUUGGUCGCGUGCGGCUCCCAGGACUCGGCGCUGGGCAGCUCGCUGGAAAUCUCCCCGUCAGACUCGGCUCCGCAGGACGCUGCGCCGUCGCGGGAGAGCCGUCCGACCGGGGUCGCGGUGGAAGCCGGCGGAGACGCCGUCUCCGCGCCGGACGGCGCCGACGGGGGCUCCGACCGGGCGGGCGAACGGCCCGCCGACGCCGCGGAAGCUGCCGGUAACGCUGCUGUUACCGCUGCCAGUACCACCGCCGGUACCGCCACCGCCGCCACCGCUUCUCCCUCGCCGCCGGGCGGCACCGAGGUGUCGGUGCGACCCGCCGACGUGCAGGUCAAAAUGGAGAUGGAGUGAACAUUGCGGCGUUGCGUUUGACGUGCCAGGCCCGCUGCUGCCGCCGCCGUGUGCUGUGAGGGCCAUCGAAUUAAAAAUGCGAGGCGGGUGAAAAGCGGUGGUCGGCCGCUAUCCUCAUGCCCGCUUGCGAUCUGUUUAUCGGCGCGGUUUUUAUUUUUUUCUCCUCAAAAGAAAUGUCUCAAAAGAGUGAGUCGGACCCACCAAACGCACGCAAGUCUUGCCGAGGCCGCUGCUGCUUUGGGGUUUCUUUCGGGCCCGCAGGAGGACGUCCGUUUGCGUGGCAGUGCGUGACGCGGCUGCCUCAUGUGCGCGUACGGCGCACUUUACUUGAACCGCCAUCUCGGUCUUAAGAAUACAUUUUCUUUCGUUAACUCACCGAGAAGGGAUGAAACCCAUCCCAUCUCUCGGGAACGUAGCCCCCUCCCCCCCCCCCCCCCCCUUGCUGAACAACUUCCCGCGACUUGGGCAACUUUGCACUGCAGGUCGCGAAAUCCUUGCCAAGCGAUCGGGGAGAAUUCGAGGCACGUUGGGGAGUUCAUUUCUGUGAGCGGGCAGACUCCUUUCCCCCCCCCCCAACCCCCCACCCCGCGCGACGACUUGUAUACAUGUGUAUAUGCGGCAGAAAUCUGUAAAUUAUUAUUACCGUUCUGAGAAUAAAGAUAUUUUUGAUAACCGCCUGGUGUGAGCGCCCAAUUGUCGGCCCGGGUGGGCACGAGCGAGUGGGUGGCGAAUUCGCCUGCUGGUAGCUUCUUUGUUGUGGCUGUGACCCCCCCCUUCCCCCCAGUGUGGCUUGCAGGGGGAUCGGUUCAUUCGUCCGCUCGACUGAACACGCAGCGCUAACCCCCCCCCCCACCCCCCCUUUCGUCCGUGACGGCUCAUGAAGUAAUUUAGCCAAAAUUGAAGCUGCGAAAUUUUUUGUUGUCGUGUUUCUCAAGAUGCUUUAAUGGAAUUUUAAAAAUGAUUUGCUAAAAUGCCGACUUUCUGCCCCCCCUCCGUGUGUGCGCGUUUUAAGCGUUUGGUUAUCGCGUUCUGUGUGCACGCGGCUACGUGGUUUGUGGCGAGUGCGCGAAUAGACGCGGCUCAGACCCCCUCCCGAGGCGUUUCGAGGCGAACCUUUGGGAGCGAUUUGACAGAAUGGCGUCCUUGGCGAUCGCCGGUGAACGUGGGAUGGGAGGGAGACAAACCCAGCGAGGAUGUGGUCGUUGCGGAACGCGUGCGCUGUGUGUACCGGUGACUUACGAGUCGUGUCGAGGUGUAAAUACAGCGCCCUUGCUUUAGUUAGCUGUCAGAUUUAAGUUUUACGAAUUUAAGGGCGACACCAGUGGCGUCGUCGCACUUGAACACCACCACACACCCCCCCCCCCACCACAGGUUUUCAAACAUUGCCGGCGAUUCGUGUAAAACACAUUCUUCGUUCAAUAAAAGUACGCCGAAAGUGA
Messenger RNA from Lethenteron reissneri (Far Eastern brook lamprey), 7777 nucleotides. It is a transcript of the gene PCF11, whose product is annotated as PCF11 cleavage and polyadenylation factor subunit. Gene Ontology annotation, molecular function: RNA polymerase II complex binding; mRNA binding. Gene Ontology annotation, cellular component: cytoplasm; mRNA cleavage factor complex. The record is from RefSeq and is a predicted model, not a curated record. Gene Ontology annotation, biological process: termination of RNA polymerase II transcription; mRNA 3'-end processing. Lineage: Eukaryota; Metazoa; Chordata; Hyperoartia; Petromyzontiformes; Petromyzontidae.